Molecule: messenger RNA, 4101 nt
Organism: Suncus etruscus (white-toothed pygmy shrew)
Lineage: Eukaryota; Metazoa; Chordata; Mammalia; Eulipotyphla; Soricidae
Gene: MARK1
Product: microtubule affinity regulating kinase 1
Exons: 18
Coding region: 28-2415 (795 amino acids)
Biological process (GO): protein phosphorylation; intracellular signal transduction; microtubule cytoskeleton organization
Cellular component (GO): cytoplasm
Molecular function (GO): protein serine/threonine kinase activity; tau-protein kinase activity; ATP binding
Source: RefSeq, a predicted model, not a curated record
CCCGCCCGGCCCGCACCCGCGCCCAAGAUGUCGGCGCGGACGCCAUUGCCCACGGUCAACGAGCGGGACACGGAGAACCAUACGUCGGUGGACGGAUAUCCUGAGCCACACAUCCAGCCAUCCAAAUCUAACAGCAGACAGAACAUCCCACGGUGCCGAAACUCCAUCACGUUGGCCACAGACGAGCAGCCCCACAUUGGCAAUUACCGUUUACAGAAAACCAUAGGGAAGGGCAAUUUUGCCAAAGUGAAGUUGGCAAGGCAUGUCCUCACUGGUAGAGAGGUGGCUGUGAAAAUAAUAGACAAAACUCAGCUAAAUCCUACCAGUCUACAAAAGUUGUUUCGAGAAGUACGAAUAAUGAAGAUCCUGAAUCACCCUAAUAUAGUAAAAUUAUUUGAAGUUAUUGAAACAGAGAAGACCCUUUAUUUAAUCAUGGAGUACGCGAGCGGGGGUGAAGUAUUUGAUUACUUAGUUGCCCAUGGAAGAAUGAAAGAAAAAGAGGCCCGUGCAAAAUUUAGGCAGAUUGUGUCUGCUGUACAGUAUUGUCAUCAAAAGUGCAUCGUUCAUCGUGAUCUUAAGGCUGAAAACCUUCUCCUUGAUGCUGAUAUGAAUAUUAAAAUUGCUGACUUUGGUUUUAGUAAUGAAUUCACAGUUGGGAACAAAUUGGACACAUUUUGCGGGAGCCCUCCCUACGCUGCGCCUGAGCUUUUCCAAGGCAAGAAGUACGAUGGGCCCGAGGUGGACGUGUGGAGCCUGGGGGUCAUUCUCUACACACUUGUCAGCGGCUCGCUGCCCUUCGACGGCCAGAACCUGAAGGAGCUGCGGGAGCGGGUCUUGCGUGGGAAGUACCGGAUCCCCUUUUAUAUGUCCACGGACUGUGAGAACCUGCUCAAGAAACUCUUAGUAUUGAAUCCCAUAAAGAGAGGCAGCCUGGAACAAAUCAUGAAAGAUCGGUGGAUGAAUGUUGGUCAUGAAGAAGAAGAACUAAAGCCAUAUUCUGAGCCUGAACCAGAUUUCAAUGACACAAAGAGGAUCGAUAUCAUGGUCACCAUGGGCUUUGUACGAGAGGAGAUCAAUGAUGCCUUAAUAAAUCAGAAGUAUGAUGAUGUCAUGGCUACUUACAUUCUUCUUGGUCGAAAGCCACCGGAACUUGAAGGUGGCGAGUCACUGUCAGGUGGGAGCCUGUGCCCUCGGUCGCGGCCUAGCAGUGACCUGAACAAUAGCUCCCUGCAGUCUCCGGCCCACCUGAAGGUCCAGCGGAGCAUUUCGGCCAACCAGAAGCAGAGGCGCUUUAGUGACCAUGCUGGCCCCGCCAUCCCUGCUGCUGUCUCCUACACCAAAAGGCCACAGGCCACCAGUGUGGAGAGUGAGCAGAAGGAGGAGUCAGACCGCACCCUGGCCCGGAAGCUGGGCAGCACCACAGUGGGUUCCAGGAGCGAGAUGGCCACCAGCCCACUCGUGGGCCCCGAGAGGAAAAAGUCCUCCACGAUCCCCAGUAACAAUGUGUAUUCAGGGGGCAGCAUGGCACGAAGGAACACGUAUGUCUGUGAGCGGACCACUGACCGCUACACAGGCCUGCAGAACGGCAAGGACAGCAGCCUCACAGAGAUGUCGGCCAGCAGCCUUGCCUCUGCGGGCUCCUCAGUGGCAUCUGCCAUCCCGUCAGCACGACCCCGCCACCAGAAGUCCAUGUCUGCCUCCAGCCACCCCAUCAAAGUGCCACCAUCAACCAUCAAGGAUGGUGCCGAGGCCUACAGGCCCGGCACCACGCAGCGGGCGCCUGCUGCCUCCCCAUCCGCGCACAGUAUUAGCGCCAGCACCCCGGACCGAACACGCUUUCCCCGAGGUAGCUCCAGCCGAAGCACCUUCCAUGGUGAGCAGCUCCGGGAGCGCCGCAGCGCUGCCUACAAUGGGCCUCCCGCCUCGCCCUCGCACGAGCCAGGCGCCUUUGCACAUGCCCGAAGGGGCACUUCCACUGGCAUCAUUAGCAAGAUCACGUCCAAGUUCGUCCGCAGGGAUCCAAGUGACGCCGAAGCCAGUGGCAGAACCGAUGUCUCCAGAAGCACAGCCGGGGAGCCAAAAGACCGAGACAAGGAAGAGAGCAAAGACUCCAAGCCGCGCUCAUUGCGUUUUACGUGGAGCAUGAAGACCACCAGUUCCAUGGACCCCAACGACAUGAUGCGCGAGAUCCGCAAAGUGCUGGAUGCCAAUAACUGCGACUAUGAGCAGAAGGAGAGGUUCUUGCUCUUCUGUGUACAUGGUGACGCCAGACAGGACAGCCUGGUGCAGUGGGAAAUGGAGGUGUGCAAGCUGCCAAGGCUGUCCCUCAACGGGGUCCGCUUCAAGCGCAUCUCCGGCACGUCCAUUGCCUUUAAGAAUAUUGCCUCGAAGAUAGCAAAUGAGCUCAAACUCUAAGCCCAGGAACUUGGCGUUCACAGGAUCAGGGACGCUUCCCCCUGGAGGUGGAGGUUCGGUCUCGGAAUGUACUGGUCGGUCGUGCCGACCGCGAUGGGUCCGUGAAUCUCCCUCCCACUCUCGAAUCUGCCCUUUAAUGCAAUAAGGUCAUACCUAGUUAUGAACUGCCCGAGACAACGUCCUUAUGAACUAUCAUACAUAUCUGUAGCUAAAACAAAACACAAAACCAGAAACAAGCAAAACAAAAGUAGGUUCACAUGUACAGGUAAGUAUAUUGUGUAUUUUUGUUCAUUUUCUGUUCAUAGAGUUGUAUAAUAAAACAGAUGAUGGCUUCAAACCUUGUAUAGCUGUUGAGAUUCCUGCACCUCUAUUGUACGUUUGUUUGUUUGUUGGAUGCUUGGAGUUGAAACUGUUCUUCCCUGUUAUCUCCAUUCUGGUGGGUUUUUGUUCAGAAAAAAUUCUUACCUCUAUCAUUGCCAUUUUGAACAUUGUGUCCAGAAUUGGGGAAAAAUUUUUUUUAAAAGUUCACAGAAAUGGUCUCUACAGUAUAGCAUGGACUUUAAAAAUCAAUUCUCAAAUCAUCUUUCCAUUGAAAGAGGAAGCUGGUGAAUGGAUGGGCCCAUUUGAUGCCGAAUUCUUCCUGCUUUAUUGUUAUUCUUGUCUUUGUUACUGGACCAGGGUUAGUUGGAAAGAUACCAAAUGUUUACAGAGUUGGCACUUACGGUUUUUGAAAAUAAAGUACCUGGAAAUAAUUGUAGCUUGGCCUUGAACUAAGAAGUACUAGGGGACCUCCAUUUGGUUUCUUUGGGACUUUGCAAGUGUUUGCUGGUCCCUUACUCAUGGCAUCAGAGAAAGGAGGAGUCAAGCUGUUCAUCUGUCUACAGGGUCUGGUGUCCUGCCAAUAACCAGCACGUUUUGGGGGUGAACCUGAGAUCUGGGACCCGUUUCAUAGCACAAUUUCAUCUGCACAGUGUCGCUCAGUAAUGCCGCCUCAGGAAUUAACUGCCAUGGGAAUUAACUCCUCACCUCCUUCUCGUCCACCCUGACACAGCGAUAUCUAAAAGCACUUAAGAGACUUUGGAACCAAACAUGCUCCUUAGGACAGUGCUCCGUGGCUUCACACUUCCCAGUCAGCCCAUUGCUUUCCUAUGUAACCUGCUUCUUUCCAGUCUGUUCCUGGGUUCCUGGUAUUUAUGCCACAUCACCCUGCCUACACCAUGCAGCUUUGGCAUUGGGCAUCUGCCCACCACGUUUCUUUUCCUAGUUUGUGAGUGAGGUCAAGACCAGAAGGAGCCUUGAAGGUCGGUUGUGCAAUAUUUAAUGCUGGAAUUGCUGUUCCGGCAGCAGACCGGCCCCAUCUGCACACACUUGAGAAAUAGAAAAACGUCUUCUCAUUUUAUCUGUUUCAAAGAAAAAGAAAGUUACUCGGGAUGAGUUUUAUUUUCUGUACUGUUUUGUGCUGUAGCUUCCUUCUGUAAUAGUUCUGUUUAAAAAAAAAAAGUGUUUUUGCCUUAGCAAUGAAUGGAUGGUGUUUGGAGAAAAAAAAAAAAAACCUUGUGUAGCCCCUUUUUAUCCUAGUGUUCAUUCCAAACAAAAUUGAUGCAAAUCUUUCUUCACUUUUUCUGGUGCGCACUGAAAUUCUACUUGAACAGUUCUCAGAAUAAAGCACUUGUCUUUUGCUCUGUU